AUGAAGCACCUGCAGAACCUCCUGCUUGCCCUCCUGCUAGUGACAUGUCCCCCAGCUACAGCCAAUCGUUUCUGGAAUUGGAUGGAGGGAGGAGGGGGAGACCACUCCACACCCUACAUGGCCUAUCUGCAAGGAGAGAACCAUCAUUUCUGCGGAGGUUUCCUAGUGGCCCCGAACUGGGUGAUGACAGCAGCUCAUUGCGGCAAACACAAACCUCUGAUUGUCAUCCUUGGAGCCCACACAAUUCAGAGGAGAGAGAAAAGCUGGCAAACAUUCGAAGUCCUAGAGUAUCACAUCAACCCGGGCUUCACACGUCCUGAAAAGGGAAAUGACAUCCUUUUUGUCCAGCUGAAAGGCAAUGCCACCAGCAACAGCUAUGUUAGCACCAUUUCUAUUGGAAAAUCUAAAGUCCGUGAUGGGGCUGAAUGCAGCAUAGUCGGCUGGGGCUCCUCCGACCGCACGUUACGCAACACCAAAGUCACCAUCAUCAGGCAAAGGGACUGCCUGGCCCACAACCCUGGACUUGCCGAAAACUUGAUUUGUGGACGCAGUGGAUCUGAUAGGGUACCUGAGAAGAGUGAUGCUGGGGAUCCUCUGGUCUGCAACAACAAAGCCUAUGGCAUCUUCUCCUAUAGGCACAAGAACUGGCCUGGUUUCUACACACGCAUUGCUCAUUACCUUUCCUGGAUCAACAGUGUCAUGAAGUCAGCAUGA
Chaetura pelagica (chimney swift) is the source of this 714-nucleotide messenger RNA. Its product is annotated as granzyme K-like. The transcript has 5 exons. Lineage: Eukaryota; Metazoa; Chordata; Aves; Apodiformes; Apodidae. The coding region runs from base 1 to 714 and encodes 237 amino acids. Gene Ontology annotation, molecular function: serine-type endopeptidase activity. The record is from RefSeq and is a predicted model, not a curated record. Gene Ontology annotation, biological process: proteolysis.